CAGUGGUGUACUGUAGGUUAACCUACUUAUUUUUCAUGUACUUCUAAAUCCCCUCUAAUACCCACCAGUCAGUGUUUGUGAGCUGUGUUUUUCCCUAGGAUGGUGAAGACAUGACAGAGUUGUCCAAUUUGGAUGAGUGGAUGGAGGAAGGAAAAGGGAUACUUAACUCAAAAUGCAUAAUUAUUAUUUGUAGUUGUCCUGUGGUAAAUUUUAAAUUCAUAAUGAACCCUACUCCUCGAAGUCAAGCAGCACAAGUUAAGUAACUAUGUGCCCAUACUACAGGCCCAUUUUUGGUUGCGCUAAAUAUGCAGGAGUAGUGUUACAUGUCAGUGUUUAUAACACAGGGCCUUUAUUCUUCGCUGCAUCCCCCUUAAAAACAUUUGGGGCCAUAACUAGGCACCACUGAACAGACCCUAACCCUAACCCUGCAUUUACUGUAGUAGCAUUUAAAGUAGACCAACAUAAUGCAGAACAUAUGAUUUCUUUUAGUUUGGACUGUUUGGUAUAAAUUUCAUCACGGUUGUUGCUUUGUAGUUUAUAAUUUGCCUUAUAACCCUAGUGGAUAUAGUAGCCUUUUUAUUUCGAUCCCUUCUCCUCCAGAUCCUUGUAGAUACUUAACCCCUAUAACCUUCCUCCUUUUUUCUAUUAAUGAUUUACAUAUCUUUAAAAAUUGUUUUAAAUGCUGAAUAAUUAAAACGCACCUGUCUUGCCAUCAUCAUCAGUGUUUGGUGAAUAAAGCAGCGUGUACUUGAGGAGAGAUGUUUUAAUCUUGAUAGACUACACUAAAGCUCACAACUCACUGUCUGUGUUCUUAGUGUAAGAAAUUGUACCAUAUUUUUUAAGAAAGAAAAAUCCCCAAAUUUGCCAUUACAGCCCUGAAUUUGUUCCAUUUUUAAUGUAUGGUGUAAAUGUUAUUAGAUAAAUCUUGAAUGGUGUUUUCUCUGGUACAACACCUUAAGCAAAGCAGGAAAGACCAAUUAAACCACCUCAGUAUGUAGAAAAAAACAACUUAAAUAAUAAAAAAAUGAUGCCUGCUGUUACAAAUAAUUCCUUAAUUUGGCCAAAUUCAAGGGUAUAUUGAGUAAUUUAUGCUAUUUUAAUGCCGGGGCUAUUGCUUCUAAAGAUCAAACAUCAGGCUGUAUAUCGGAGUUAUAAGUCGCAGCAGAUGUCAUGUAAAUCCUCCAGCAGUCAGUCUGGUGUCUCCUGGCUCCUCUGUCGGGACUCGGGUUUCAGACGCAGGAGUUAAUCAACACACUUCGUUAAUAAUUCAGCACCGACGGUCGGGCUUGUUGCCGAAAUCCCUUCUGCGUUUCACAGCCCUCAUUUCGCACCUACUUUUUCCCCUUUAGCGCUGUCCUUAAUUACGCAGCUUUCAGGGGCAGGUGUAGAGUUGCAGGUAGACCGGGAGGUGAGGAUCUGUGAGCAGAGCUGCAUGUAAGAGCCGAUCAUCAUCAUCAUCAUCUGGACCUGCUGGACGAAGAUGAAUUUUGACGGAUGAGCGACAGCUUGUUGAAUGCUUUGUUACUGCUAAAGACUGACUGUACAGUUGACCAGUAUGAAGCCUGUUCUCAGUCCGGUUCUUCUGCCUCAGCUUAAUAUUUCUACUACAUCAACAGGAUAAAACAAAGUGGAUUUAUUUGAUCAUUAUUAACUGGACUGGUUGCCUGCUUGCAUUUGAUUGAGGGAAAUUACAAUGUGGUCGACAUCAGCUGCUUGUAUGGUCUGCAUCCUUUUUGGGAUCAUAUGCAAUGUCAGGAAAGUGUACUCGCAACCCAAAUUAAUACAAAGGAAGACUGACCAGACUCAUGACCAAAACGCCAAGUUAGAAGAAGACAUCCAGAAAGUUAUCAAUCAAAUCCACUCUUUGUCCAGUGGGAAUAAAAAUGCACGCAGCUUCAGCAUCUCAUCCACAGGAGAGGGGUUUGACUUGAAUGCAUAUUACGGUGCUCUGAGCAACGUGUAUACUGUCUUUCAACCACUGCUCCGAGACAAAUUCAUAGAUGACCUUCCCAAAAUUAUUGUCUGUAUUCUGUCUGGGAGGCAGGACUGUGGACUGGAAGCAGAACUAACAAAAACCGUGUCUAUGGAGUUAGGAAAGCCAUUCCUGCUGUUUAUGUCGUCUCUGAGGUCCCAGACGUGCACUCCGCUGAGCAGCGAUGGAGAGUCAGACAGCUUCCUGAGGGCCUACCUCAGGAUGGGGGAAUCAUCAGGUUUUCAGCAGACAUUUAUGAAUAUAGUAUCAAGUCUCCCUCUUUCUGGGAAUUUGAUGAGUGCUGUGAUUGGCCUUGUGGAUGCAGCUGUGAAAUAUGUCUCAGAGUUCUUGGCAACGUUACUCCAAGUACCAAUGGACUUUAUAAAAAUAGCUUUACAAUUUGGAAUUAGUGUACCAUCUUUAGAUGGCAAGGAGACCUGCGAGCAAGGAGAUAUCAAGCAGCUCAUUAUGUGGGGAAUAAACCACAAUGUGAGCUGGUCCUUCGGUACCUCCAUCAUUGACAUCUUCCUGGACAUCUUCCUGGCUCCAGUACAGCCUCCUUGCACAUAUCCAGGGCCAGAGUGCCAGAAUCCUCCCACAGCCUCCUUCCAACGCAGUAUCUCAGAGGACACUGAUAACAACGACAUCCUGCUAAAGUGUGAUCGCCACAAUCUGGCAAGGCUCAAUGACACACUUUGUGCUGACAUCAUGACGGGUUCAGGAGCGGGAUACUCUACAUCUGUGCUCACCUUUUGCCAGGCGCUAAGCUCCCUCAGCCCUAACCAGAUAGAGCAGGUGUGGAGCAACAUGUGUUAUAUUAUUCAAGCACUGCUGUCUCCACUCAGCAGAUCAUCUGACUGCAGUGUUGGUAACAUACAGCCUUCUCAAGCCAUCACGCCAUCUUCACAGUCUCUUCCCCUCCCUCGUUCUGCACCUCGUCGAAUAGCCAGAGAAGCAUCCAACCUCAAACAGCUCGCCUGUAACUACAAUGACUGGUUAGGAAACAAGGCGGUGGACGCUGUCCUUGUGUCGCUGUGCAGUGAUAACGAACGUGACAAGUUUGUGAAGCAGGUGUGUAACAAUUCUUUGUUGAUGAGGAAGCUGCUCUCAGAUCAGAUGAACAGCUGGCUGUAUGGAUACUGUGCCAACUCCUCUGCAGACCAUGUGUACAUGGUGAGUCAGUUCUGCAGUUACGACCAGUGGAUCGAUCACCCCUCAGUCCUGGUGGACCCCACCUUACUUGAGUUCUGCAUGACUCUGGACAGUCCCCGACUGAUCAAACUGAUCUGUGAGCACACCGGAUUCUUCAUGCUUUUAUUCACCAACCCUGAAAAUGGACAGUUCAUGCCUAACUGCACAAACUUUCUGCCUCUACCGCUAUUCCCUGACAUGGAUCAAGUAAUGCUUGAUUCUUGUCAUUACUCAAAGUGGCAUGAUGUGACACAAAUUACCAUUGACAUUUUGUCACAGUGCAUCCGGCUCGACCACAACGGGUUUACUCAAGAGGUUUGCUCCAAUAAAACUUUUCUAAAUAGCCUGCUGGUUAACAAGGAAAAUGCCUGGCUUGAGAAUCACUGCAGCACCUCUCUUAGCCUCCUAACCCCCAAGCCAACCCAGGCCUUCAACAUCGCAAGCUGGUGUGACUACCACACCUGGGGAGACCGGCAGGUGGACGAUACAGUGGUCGGCCUCUGUUGGCAGUAUGAUCAGCUUUCUUUUCAGAAGAAUGUCUGUUGCAAAGCUUCUGUGUUUGAAAAGCUGUUAGAAGACCCUCAGAAUAAAUGGCUGACAUCAGUCUGCACAGACAUCGACGACAUAGCGGUGUUACGACAGGUGUGCAAGUACUCUGAGUGGACCCGUCCAAUCAUCGUGGAUAUGACUGAGCUAGCGCUCUGCGCUGAGAUCGACCCACUUAACUUCACCUCCAAAGUCUGCGUCAAUGAUACGGUUCUCCAAAACCUGUUGACCAAUCAGGACAACACCUGGUUAAUACAGCACUGUGCUAACUAUUCAAAGCCAGGCAUAUCUCCUGGUGGAGAUAAGGGACAAGGAGAAGGCCCGACUGGAUUCAACCCUGUAGAGCAGUGCCAGUACUCCAGCUGGAGCAUAUCUCUUCCAGACGCAGUACUCCUGACUCUCUGCUGGGAGCAUGACCAGACUAAUUUUGUCUCCUCUAUCUGUCCUAACGCUGGUCUUCUCUUUUUGCUGUCUCGGGAGCCGUCUAGUGUGUGGGUUGGCAGCAUGUGUAACACCUACACCAACUACACCACCACUACCACCACCACCAACAACAACAACAACAGCACCACCACCACUGCAGAGCCUAACUUUUGCCUGGUCAGAAACCUGGUGAGGCAGUUUAACUGGACCUGCUCAGCUGACUUCACCUCAGCCUGCCAGCCUGGGGCCAGUCAGAAUAUAGCCCUGCAGAUGAUGGUGCGCUGCUGGGUUGAAAGUCUGAGGUCCAGGGUGGAUUAUCUGCUGACUCCACCUGUGGCCACAGUGUUAGAGCAAGCAGUCAGUACCACUGUGGUGUUCCUGUUGGCCCUGGAGGAGUUCAAAAACACAUCGCUGCAUGUCAUCGAAAACAUAAGACUGAGUGUGUUAGCGUCUGUAGGUCGCUAUCUCGAGAGGGAAAACAACGUUGACAAAAGGAGGGUCUUGCUUCAGUGCUUUGGGAGAGUCUUAACCAGCUUGAUGCAGACAGCAAGAGACGUGACCAGUGAUGAAUUCUCUUUCAUUAAGGCGUACUUCAGUAUACAGCUGAGCAGCCUGAGGUCAGUGCUCACUGCAGCUCACAUCACCACCGUCAGACUGAUCCUUCAGUACUAUAACACAAACAAGGAUACGCUGCAGUUGUCCAAUAAGUACCUGUCCACCAUGGUGUCAGUACUGUUCCAGACCCACUUGGCAGAAGAUGGUAGUCUCUUCCCUGAGCUGGCUCCCCUGCUGGCUGCAGCCACCCCGGCUGACAUCCAAGCUUUGCCCUCUCUGCAGAACAACGUCAAUGUGAGGGAGACGAUUAACAGAAACUUGUGGCGCAUGACUCUGGACCAGCGGCGGGCAUUCGGCUUUUGGUUCAGUAAAGUUAUGCCCCCCUCCAACAUCACCAGAGGUCAUCAGUCACUCAUCAGGGACACUGGAAACCUGAUCGCCUACCUGCCCUUCCACAACUUCCAACACCUCUCACCUGCUCAGCUGUUCGACGGCCUGGAUGUGUUGCAGACAAACACCCUCACUUCUCUAAAGCAGGAAUUCAUAGCUCAAAGCAUCAUCGGCACCUAUAGAAACCUGACAGCUCAGGAUUUUACCAGGCUGGGUAAUCUCUCAUGCCUGGCAGACCCAGCAGACCUCCUUAGGUACAAAGACACUGCGGUCUUCAGUGUCAUCCGGGACAUUGUUAUGAACUGCACACAUGAGGGAUUCAGUCUUCCCAGCAGUCUGAUUUCCAGUUUGUUACUAAACAGCACAGAAUUAAAGGUCCCGUCCUCGCUCAGUCCUGAUCGACUGGCAGAGCUCGCCCUCCUCCUGCCUUCGCUGGGUGCACCUUUCCUGCAGAGUCUCACACCAUCGCAGCUGCUCGCUGUCCUUCCUGCCCUCAAUUCUGUUUCAUUCAGCCCUGCACAGGCUUCCGUAAUUGUAGAAAAGAUGUCCUCAAGUAACACUCUGACCGGUCCAAGCCAGCUGCAAGAGCUCGGCUCGCUCAUUGUGGGAAUGAAGACGGAGACCUUAUUGACCCUCACCUCUGACAGGCUGCUGUCCUCCCUGCCUGCCAUGGCCCAACACACACCUGGCCUCAGCCCACCACAAGCUAAUGCUGUCUCCACAAAACUAUGGGGUUUUCCAGAAGUGGUCAGUUGGUUGGAUGAUGUGGAGCCUUUGCUCUUUUGCACGCCCCUGGUCAGCGUCCUACCCAGAACUCGUCUGCUUGUGAACAACAUCACCACUGCGUCCACAAAAUCCUGGAAUACACAGCAGGCUAUCGCAAUUUUCAAAGAGGGGCUUAAUACUAAACCAAACUUAAUCAACCAAGAUUUUCUGAGUCUGGGAACAGUGGGUAAGGGUGUGAGCUGCAAGGUCUUACAGGAACGUUUUCGGGCUGAUCCUUCACCUUCUUCACUGAGAAGAAUCCUGGCCUUCCUCAGGCAGCAGCCUGGUCCUCUUCACACCUCCCUGAAAAAGUGUGUGAUCGAUGAGCUGUAUCAGUUUGAGUUCUUCUCUGAACUGCUUAAAGACCUCGGAGCUGAGAUUGCCCUGUCCAUGCCGGUGAGCACCAUUAAGAAGUUUUCUACAGAUAUGAUGGAUGCUCUGAGGAAGAUGAUUAUUCAGGACCCUCAUCACUUUCUCUUGCUGACUAGAACAAAGCAGGAGCUGCUGGUGGACAAAAUAGUGCAGAGACUGGGCAUGUACACGGGGGUCUUCACUGAGAAGGAGUUUCGUUCAUUGGACAUUAUGGCACCGUUUGUGGUGGAUGAGGUUUUCAUUCAGCUGGACCGCAACUUCUUCAUUAACAAUCUGGAUUUUCUCGGGAGGCUCUGCUACAGUAGCAGCAAGAUAGACAUUGUGGCUCGCAUCCUGCAAGAACCUGCUGCCUUCGGUCCAGUCAAGAACUGGAAUCAGACAACACUCAGCCAGGUGGGCCGCUUUCUCUUCUUCCUGCCAGACGACAAACUGCAGGAGAUUUCCCUGGCGUUGAUGACUGUGGGGCGUAUAGAGAAGUUGUUCAUGAGCCAGCGACAGUGGGAACAGGGGGAUGUGGGGAUCCACUGUUUAGACAAGAAUGAGAUGCAAAGGCUUUCUGAACAGCAGCAGUUUGUUCUUCAGUUUUUCCUGGGCUUCCUCAGAAUAAAUCCUGGUUCACCGACUCCUAUGGUUCCUACUUGUGAGAUCCUGCGAACAACAGCUCCGUCUGCCUGGACCUCCAACAGCCUAACAAGCAUGUCUCCAACAGCCUUCUCCAACUGUCUGGAGCUGAUCGGUCAUGACCCGUUCCUCGCAUCCUACAUAAGCAGCCAGCUGCUCAAGAAGGUCAAACAGAUAUACGGCCCCGUCUCAUCCUUCUCCCAGUCUGUGAUCUCUCAGCUGGGUAGAAUAGCGAUAGAGCUAUCAGUAGAGGAGCUAAGCAGCCUCCAGCUGACUGAGCGAAAGAGCAUCGCUGCUAUGGGGACUGUCAGUGCCUGGAGCAACAGACAGCUGGCUGCGCUGUUUACCACGGUGUUAAACUCCACCAAGAAGAGUCCGAGCCAGCUCGACUCCAGCCUACUGGUGGCAAUGGGACACAUUGUGUGCGGAGCUAAAACCACAGAGAUGAAUGUUUUCAAUGCUGUUGAGUUCAGUAAGGCGGUGCUCUGGCUGGGUCAGCUGAGGCUAUCUUGUUCAGAGGAGCAGCUGCAAGCUCUUGUCCAGCUGCUGACCCAUAGCCUUGCUUUUGGACCCAUGAGUUCAUGGGGAACUGAUGUCUUUAUUGAGAUUGGAGUUCUGGCAGCUGGUCUCCCAGACAUGGCUAUGUCAGCAUUGGUGAAAGAGCAAAUUGAAGGAAUCACACCUCUGGCUAUCUCGAUGAUACCACCUGAUAAGUUUGCUGUGGUGUUUCACCAGAGGCAGAUCAGCGUGUUCUCCUAUGAGCAGGCUGCAGAAGUAACCGGGGAGCAGCGUUCUGCUUUGUCGGAUGUUCAGAUGACAGCUCUGGAUAUGGUGCUGACACCCUGGGAGGACAGGCCUGUAGAUUUCAGAGGAAAGUCAAUGGGUUUGGCCCUGAGCCACAGUCCUCUGUGUCUCAUACUGGGAAUGCUGAUGCUGCUGAUCGUCCUGCCCUGCCCUGACCUGAUCUGCCCUACAUGACCCCACUUACCCCUGCUGGAUCAGGAGACAACCUCCUCAGCCACAUUAACCAAGAUGAUCUUUUAUUAUUUAUCUGUGCAAUACCAUACCUCUUUGAAAUAAGCAGCACUUCAGGAUUUCUAUAUACUGUAUUCAAUGAGAAUGUAAUUUAUUUUGUGCAACUAUCACUUUGACGCGUUCAACAUUCAGCACUGGAAGAACCAAAUGAAUAGUUUAAAGAAAAAACACAGUACAGUGUAAACAUAUAUCCACCAAGUCUAACCAACACCCACAGGAUUAUCUUCAUUACACUUGGCUAAUUUAUUUAUUUAUUAGUUUUUUUGAUAAACCUGUAUGAACCCUGACUGUCCCGAUAUAUCCUUCUCAGGGAUGUGACGCCAUACCUAGCAAAUCAACCCAAACACUUAAACACUUUAGAUAUAGUUGUUAUACAGUUAUGAUGAGCAAAUUUAAAGUGUUGCAAAGCUAUAAAGUUAUAUAUUUUUGUGAAAUUAUAUAAUAUUUUUGUCAGUGUAAAAGCUGUAAUGUUUGCUACAUUUAUAUACCCAUCCUGAGUUAUCUUGAUUAGAUAAUAGGUACAUAAUGCUCAUGUAAGACCCGACUGUAUUAAUAUUGGUCAACUUCAGUCUAUUUUUGCUGUGAGUUUUGUAUUGUUGUGCACACUCUCUGGUGUGAGAAAUAUAGUCCUAAAUUAUUAAAGUGAACCCAUCUGCCUCUGA
Molecule: messenger RNA, 8532 nt
Organism: Dicentrarchus labrax (European seabass)
Lineage: Eukaryota; Metazoa; Chordata; Actinopteri; Moronidae
Gene: strc1
Product: stereocilin 1
Exons: 29
Coding region: 1694-7813 (2039 amino acids)
Biological process (GO): cell-matrix adhesion
Cellular component (GO): cell surface; kinocilium; stereocilium tip
Source: RefSeq, a predicted model, not a curated record